AUGAUACUUAGGAGAACGCUGAAAGUAUCUGAAGUAACCGAUGAUAAACUGAUUCUAAUGCAUGUUGUCCAUAGGAUCGAAUUGAAUCGUGUUAAUGAAGCGAAUAUACAGUUGAGAACUGUUGAGUUAUUGGAGAAAACUGUUAACGCCUAUUUAUAUUUACUUGAACGUCAGAUAAGGAACAGAGCAGACGUUGAGCAAAUGGCUGCUCGAAAAACAAUGCGAAAUCAAUCUGAUCAGAGAAGGGCAAGUACUGAAUAUCAGUUAAGGAAUAGAACAGAUGAUGAGCCAAUGGCUGCUCGAAAAACAAUACGAAAUCAAUCAGAUCAGAGAAGGGCAAGUAUUUUUCCUAAACGUCAAUUAAGGAAUAGAAUAAGUGAUGAACUAAUAGCUGUUCGGAAAACAGUGCGAAGCCAAUCAGAUCAGAGUAAGGCAAGUCCUAAACGUCAACUAAGGAAUAGAAUAAGUGAUGAGGCGAUGUCUUCUCGGAAAAAAGUACGAAAUCAUGAUCAGAGAGAAAGACAGAAACCUGGAAAACAUGAAAAUGGGUCAGCACCAGAAUCGAGCAAACGCCGAAGAACUCGACCAACAGGUCUUAAUUUCGAAGACUGA
This is a messenger RNA of Acanthocheilonema viteae, 612 nucleotides long. The record is from the annotation of a GenBank genome assembly. NCBI's taxonomy places the organism in Eukaryota, Metazoa, Nematoda, Chromadorea, Rhabditida, Onchocercidae.